CAAAAGGCGUGCCAUAUCUAUUCACAGCCCGGCGCAAUGUAAACAAACGCGAACAAAGUGAGCCACGAAUUUGCGCCUUUUAAAUGGCAAUUAUAUUUGCGGCCUGAAGUACACAGUCAACUCCAACAUGGCGGCCAGUGGCAUGGCAAGGAUGAGGUAUUUUGAGAACAAAAUGCCGGACUGUGGCUACGAUCAGGAGGUCCAAAUUCCAGUCGACCAGAUCCGUGCUCGAAUCGUAGCGGUAAUCGAGGCUCUUCGGCAGAACGUGGUGGCGAACCAGCAGGCCUGCGAGGGUGGCGUGUAUGUUGGAAUCGCUGGAAUCGCCUAUGCGCUGCUGUACGUGGCUCAAUCAAAACAGAUCCCAGAGAAAGAGAGUGAAUAUUUAGAACUCGCUGAGCAGUAUAUAGCUCAAGCAUUGGACUAUGAAGAGAAAAAACGAUCGCCAGAAACUCGAUCAGCAUUUCUUCUCGGAUCAGCAGGAGUUUAUGCAGUGGCAUCUCUCUUGUACAGAGCGCUGGGAAAGGAAGAAAAGGUGCAAGAAUACAUCGGGAAAUAUGCAGGUCUAGCAGGGAUAUGUUGUCAGCCCGGUGAUUAUCUUGGCUGUGGAUCAGACGAAGUACUGGUAGGAAGAGCGGGGUAUUUAUGUGGAGCGGAAAUGCUCACCAAGAAACUCGGUCAACAGGUUCUGAGUGAUGAAGUGACUUUCAUGAUCUGUCGAGCCAUAGUAGAUUCUGGUCGGAACUAUUCACAAAGGCAUAAAUCACAAUCACCGCUAAUGUAUGCAUACUACCAGACAGAAUAUUUAGGUGCUGCACAUGGCCUUUCUGGAAUCGUCCAGAUGCUGCUCAACUAUCCAACCUUCGUCAAGUCCGACCCGUCUAUCGAGGCCGACGUCAGGAACACAGUGGAUUAUCUAAUCUCCUGUAGAUCACCGGAUUACAACAUCCCACCUACUGUAGCCGAGUGUGUCCAGCAACGUCCUGCCGAGCAUCAACUCGUACAUUGGUGUCAUGGUGCACCGGGUAUUAUCUAUCUGUUUGCCAAGGCUUUCCUCCUCUGGAAGGACCCCAUGCACCUCAUCGCGAGCAGAAAAUGCGCCGACCUGACCUGGCAGAAGGGGCUCCUCAGGAAAGGCCCCGGUAUCUGCCACGGCAUCACCGGCAACGGCUACGUCUUCCUACUCACCUACCGCCUGACCGGGGAUUGCAAGUUCAUCCACAGAGCCCUGCAGUUCUCUGAGUUCAUGCAGACGGAGGAGUUUGUGAAGGGGGCGAGGUGUCCGGACGCUCCGUUAAGUUUGUUCGAGGGCUGGGCUGGUGCAGUUUGCUUUCUCACUGAUCUUCUUCAGCCACACAAUGCAGAAUUUCCCUUCUUUGAUGUGUUCUAAUGAUCUCUAAUUACCAUGGAAAGUCAGUAUACGGAGGUCCUUGACCUGUUGGAGAUUGGGUGUAUAUGAAAAAUAUGCAUUAUUGCAUUAUUUGCCGGUCUCCAAUGGGUUAAUUAUCCUGAAUGACAAGUCCGCCUCAACAACUUGAUUUGAAUGAAUAAUGUCAAAUCAAACAAGCAUAUCAUGAUUUACAAAGAGAAUUUCAUUAAAAUCAGAUGUAGUUUGGGAAAAAGAAUGACGGGGCCCUGGGAACAAUCUUUGUCUUGCCUGCAUAGUAGACUAUACGCGCUGCUUUUCCGAUGGCGACGGCAGCAGUGUCAACAUGGGGGGGGGCUGAAUCACCCAUACCACCUUGCUUCCCGGGGGGGGGGCUGUCACAAAUGGACUAUUUAGUCAGAUUGUGCUGGUGUACUGUACGAGUUGCCAGCGGUGUUUGCCUUUUUAUCCCAUUUCAUUAAUAUCAAGCACAAAUUAUCAAACAUGAUAUACGUGUAUAUCAAGAAUUGAAAUUAUUUAUGUUGUUAACGAAAGGCAGUUCUUUGAAGGAUAAGUCCACCCUAAUGCCAAGUUGAUUUGAAUAAAAAGAGAAAACUCCAACAAACAUAACACGGGAAAUUUCAUCAAAAUCGGGUGUAAAAUGAAAAAGUUUUGACAUUUUUUUUUAUUUUCUCAAAACAGUUAUGUGUACACCCUUGUUGGUAUACAAAUGAAGAGACUGAUGACAUCAUUCAUUCACUAUUUCAUUUGUAUUUCAUUAUAUGACAUAUUCUAAUUUUCUCAUCGUCAUGUGAAACAAAGUUAAAUUUCUUCUUGAACAUGUAGAACUACCUUUCAAUGUUUAAACAUUUUUUGGUUGGGUCAAGUUGGUCCUUAUUGUUAAAUCUGUAAAAAAAAUAUUUUGAAAUAUUGUAU
Lytechinus variegatus (green sea urchin) is the source of this 2299-nucleotide messenger RNA. RefSeq names its product lanC-like protein 3. The transcript has 5 exons. Gene Ontology annotation, biological process: peptide modification; carbohydrate metabolic process. The record is from RefSeq and is a predicted model, not a curated record. Bases 128 to 1387 code for a protein of 419 amino acids. Gene Ontology annotation, cellular component: plasma membrane. NCBI's taxonomy places the organism in Eukaryota, Metazoa, Echinodermata, Echinoidea, Temnopleuroida, Toxopneustidae.